AUGUCGCGCCCCGAAGACAUCCUACCCCCCGAUCUCUUCUACAAUGACUCGGAAUCGCGAAAAUACACAACCUCUUCACGUAUCCAGAAGAUUCAAUCCACAAUGACCCAUCGCGCCCUCUCCCUUCUCGCACUUUCCUCGCCCUCCAUGAUUCUCGACAUUGGCUGCGGCUCCGGUCUUAGUGGCGAGAUCCUGUCGCAAACCGCAGAACAAGGCACACCUGGCGGCCCACACGUAUGGAUUGGCUUUGACAUUAGCGCAUCCAUGCUGGGCGUUGCGUUGGAGAAAGAGGUAGAAGGAGAUUUGCUGCUAGCCGACGCAGGCCAAGGUGUACCGUUCAGACCAGGAACCUUCGACGCUGCCAUCAGUAUCAGUGCAGUCCAAUGGCUGUGUAACGCUGAAACUAGUGAGGAGAGUCCUGCGGGCAGAUUAUCGAGGUUCUUCAACCAGCUCUAUGCGAGUCUGAAGAGAGGAGGGAGGGCUGUCUGUCAGUUCUACCCAAAGAACGAUGCACAGAAGAAAAUGGUGGCGCAGGCAGCCAUCAAGGCCGGUUUCGGUGCGGGUCUUCUUGAGGAUGACAUGGGAACCAAGAGCGCAAAGACAUAUCUUGUCCUAACUGUGGGCGGAGGAGCGCUCGAUGGCGACAUCACAGGUGUUGUGAGGGGCAUGGAAGGCGUUGACGUCGAUGAUGCACGAAGAAAGGCAAAGGGCAUGAAGAGAGGUGAAGAACGCAAGGGCAGCAAAGCAUACAUCAUGAAGAAGAAGGAGCAGAUGGAGAGGCAAGGCAAGGUUGUCAAGGCGUCGUCCAAGUACACUGGCAGGAAGAGGAGGAUCCAAUUCUAG
Messenger RNA from Alternaria postmessia, 843 nucleotides. RefSeq lists its product as uncharacterized. Gene Ontology annotation, biological process: rRNA (guanine-N7)-methylation. Lineage: Eukaryota; Fungi; Ascomycota; Dothideomycetes; Pleosporales; Pleosporaceae. The record is from RefSeq and is a predicted model, not a curated record. The coding region runs from base 1 to 843 and encodes 280 amino acids. Gene Ontology annotation, molecular function: rRNA (guanine) methyltransferase activity. Gene Ontology annotation, cellular component: nucleolus. The transcript has 2 exons.